This is a messenger RNA of Branchiostoma floridae (Florida lancelet), 1355 nucleotides long. RefSeq lists its product as uncharacterized. The coding region runs from base 252 to 1202 and encodes 316 amino acids. The transcript has 6 exons. The record is from RefSeq and is a predicted model, not a curated record. Gene Ontology annotation, cellular component: acetylcholine-gated channel complex. NCBI's taxonomy places the organism in Eukaryota, Metazoa, Chordata, Leptocardii, Amphioxiformes, Branchiostomatidae.
UCGUUUAAAUAUUGCAGUACUUUGUUUUUUGUUUUAGCGUCAGGGCUUCCUCCGGGAUUAACUUAAGACGAAGGACCUCGGGCAACCGUCAGUCGAGUGCCUUAUCUUCACAACAACUUUACCUGAAGGAAUCUAAACCUGCGUACCUGCACGGAUGUUAAUCUGUAUAUCAACAGAAGCCAUCUUGAACAACGACUCUACAAAACAGACUGAUUCGCCUAUCCGUGUGUCAUAGCUGAGAAAAGGGCGGCAUGAUUCGGGCGGGACUUUUUGUGGGGGUUGUGGUGUGUUUGCUGGUGAGUUGUUCACACGGACAGAGUUUACCGACGGUGUGGGAAGAACAGAACAGAGACCAGUACCCCAGCCCCCGGGAUGACUUCGCAGCCUGCGGCCGGAGUAAUUACUCAUGGGUCUGUGAUCCCAACAGACAGUUCACAACAGAACAAGUUGAGGAGUUGAACGACCUUCUGGAUGAGAUCCACAAGUCCCAAUGCCCGUGUGGAAUCCGCUGUCCUCAAACAUCCACGGCAGACAACGGCUUUAUCGUCAUACUCGCCAUAGUCGAGAGUUACAUCUACCAUGGAGGUGAAGAGCCGUUUGCUCGGUGGUUCCGUGAGAACAAACAGACGGACGCCAGCUGUGGGGAGGAAACCAUCAUCUUCUACGACUUCUCCAUCAAACGGAUGACGGUCUCCACGGGCCUGCGCGCCUUCCAGACGUUGACGGACGACAUCACGGAGACCAUCCGGGCUCCACACGAUUCCAACUUGAAGAGUCAGGAAAGGGACGAAAACUUCGAAGGCUUGAAGGGCUUCCUCACUGUUGCAAACACAGUGUUCCGAGGGACCUAUGUCCCUCCUGGCCUCAAGGUCUGGGCACACCUGUUGAUCGCCGCCUUAGCGUCUCUCGGCUUCAUCUUUCUGGCCUCCAUGCUGUUCUGUUGGUGCACCAGCUGUAAGACGUUCUGGGGCGAGUCUCCAGCGCCCGUGCUGACGGAGAUACAGGCGGAGGAGGACCUCGGGAAUUCCGCCGGAAAGGUUCCGUUCUACCACAUCAUGCCCAGCGGCAUAAAGGGAGACGAUGGAGACAACCUCAUUGACCCAGACAUGUCGGGAGAGAGCUCGCCCGGUCCCGAGGUGCCAGCGGACGACUUCGCCAUGAUGUCUAAAGUAGGAGCGGGGAGAAGAGGCCGCCGUGUCUGAGCUACUGUGUGUCUUUUUGAAACAUGAUUGAAGCGCGCAGUUGUAGAUUUGGAAAGAGAACACUAUUUUGCAACGAUGAGCUGAGAUAUAUAAACUUUAUCAUGACAGAGGUGUAUUUUAGUACAUGUAUUAAUGUAACUAUUUUGUAUCGAC